AGCAGCCAAGCCUGGCUUAAAACCCUUCGCCACCGGGCGGCAGAAUUACAAAGGAGGCCGUCUGCCUCCUUUGUCCUGGAUUUGGGAGUUGAGCACCUUCGUCGCCAUUGGCUUUCCUCCCCCAGCUCCAGCCUCUCUCAUCUUGGGAAUCUGCGUCAGAAGUCACUCGCAGUCCCGUCAGCCCAGAAGACGUAAAGCAGGCUACCAGCAAUUUUGAGAACUUGCAAAAACAGCUUGCAAGGAAAAUGAAGCUUCCUAUUUUCAUAGUAGAUGCAUUCACAGCAAGAGCAUUUCGUGGGAAUCCUGCUGCUGUUUGCCUCCUAGAAAAUGAAUUGGAUGAAGACAUGCAUCAGAAAAUUGCAAGGGAGAUGAACCUCUCUGAAACUGCUUUUAUCCGAAAACUGCACCCGACAGACAACUUUGCACAAAGUUCCUGCUUUGGACUGAGAUGGUUUACACCAGCGAGUGAGGUCCCACUCUGUGGCCAUGCCACCCUGGCUUCUGCAGCUGUGCUGUUUCACAAAAUAAAAAACAUGAAUAGCACGCUCACGUUUGUCACUCUGAGUGGAGAACUAAGGGCCAGACGAGCAGAGGAUGGCAUCGUCCUGGACUUGCCUCUUUAUCCAGCCCACCCCCAGGACUUCCAUGAAGUAGAGGACUUGAUAAAGACUGCCAUAGGCAACACACUGGUCCAGGACAUCUGUUAUUCUCCAGAUACCCGAAAGCUCCUCGUCCGCCUCAGUGACGUUUACAACAGGUCAUUUCUGGAGAACCUGAAAGUGAACACGGAGAAUCUGCUUCAAGUUGAAAACACAGGGAAGGUGAAAGGGCUUAUUCUUACCCUUAAAGGAGAGCCUGGUGGGCAGACCCAAGCAUUUGACUUUUACUCAAGAUAUUUUGCACCGUGGGUUGGUGUGGCUGAAGACCCAGUGACAGGGUCUGCACACGCUGUUCUCAGCAGCUACUGGUCCCAGCAUCUGGGGAAGAAAGAAAUGCAUGCUUUUCAGUGUUCCCGCCGAGGAGGAGAGCUGGGAAUUUCACUUCGUCCAGACGGAAGGGUUGACAUUAGAGGAGGUGCAGCUGUUGUUUUAGAGGGCACACUGACAGCCUAGAGGUGGUUAUGCUGUGACGCUGCUGUCUUUAACCACAAGUAUUUUCUGCAUAAAAAGAAAUGUAAGGGGCUGCCUUUAGCAAAUGUGCAUAGUAGUCUACUUAAUCCUCAUGUUAAAAAUCGAAAAAUGGGCCAGGUGCAGUGGCUCAUGCCUGUAAUCCUAGCACUUUGAGAGGCCAAGGUGGGUGGAUCACCUGAGGUCAGGGGUUCGAUACCAGCCUGGCCAACAUGGUGAAACCUCGUCUCUACUAAAAAUACAAAAAUUAGCUGGGUGUGGUGCCACAUGCCUGUAAUUCCAGCUACUUGGGAGGCUGAGGCAGGGAGAAUCACGUGAACCCAGGAGGCAGAAGUUGCAGUGAGCAGAGAUCACACUACUGCACUCCAGCCUGGGCAACAGAGUAAGACUCCAUCCACACACACACACACACACACACACACACAAAAUUGAAAACUGAAGACAUUUUAAUGGAGAUUUAAUAGUGCUUCCAGACUAAUGAACUAAUGGAGUUUUGGCUCCACUCAUGAGUGUAUAUGAAAUGUAAGUAACCAGCUACAAAGAAUAAUGUCACUUCAUUUGAUUAUGACUACCAAUCAAGUGAAGGAGGAAUACAUUUCUAAGGAGUGAUACUAAACCAUUUGAGCUUAAAUGAGUACCUGAUUUUGCAGCCAUUAAAAUGAGUCAAUAACUAUGUGGAAAUAUAGAAAAAUAUUUUAUAAUAUAAUACUAAGAAAGAGGACAGUAGGCCAUAAAAUGUUAGCAGUGUUAUGCUAUGUCUAUAUAAAUAAGCGUGGGCCAUUAAAAAUAGCAAACUGAAAACAGUUCAUGUGUGGGGGGCAAGUUUAGAAGUAAUUUUAAUGUAUCUAAGAAGUGAUUUCCUUUAUUGUUGUACUCAGGUACGAAGACUAAAAAUCAGGAUGAAUCCAGAAAAUUAACACAAAAAAGUAUGUAUUAGGCUACUUCCUGUCGUAGUGAAAUUAAACACUCAAAGUAAUGUAAUCUCAGCUGGGCAUGGCGGCUCAUGCCUGUAAUCACAGCACUUUGGCAGGACAGGGCAGGAGGAUCGCUUGAACCUAGGAGUUCGAGACCAGCCUGGGCAACACAGCGAGAACUUGUCUCUAUUAAAAAAAAAAAAAAGGAAUGUAAUUUCAAUCUUUUUCUUGAUAUAUGGCUUGAGAAUGAUAAUGUAAAAGGAAUUCUUCUCUUACUUUAAUAAAAUGGGUUUUAACAUAACUUUAAAUUCAGUUAAAUGUACAAUAUUGAAUACCUAUAGUUGACUUUGGGAUGGGGACUUUUUCAAGUCAUUAAGAGUGUUUGUUUAAGGUGAUCUCAUUGAUGGUAGUUCUCAGCCAUCUCAAAAACUGCAAGCUAAUCAGUCAGACAUUCUUUAAUGACCCCAAUUUUUUCACUUUAAUUGUUACCAUGUUUUCUAUUUUUACUGAUUUUUGCUAAAGCAUGUAAGAGUGAAUUUAUUACAGCAGUAAUCUUGUGUUUCUCCUGAUGUACAAUAAAUCAAUAAUUCACCAGC
Gorilla gorilla gorilla (western lowland gorilla) is the source of this 2637-nucleotide messenger RNA. It is a transcript of the gene PBLD, whose product is annotated as phenazine biosynthesis like protein domain containing. Gene Ontology annotation, cellular component: cytoplasm. The record is from RefSeq and is a predicted model, not a curated record. Gene Ontology annotation, molecular function: isomerase activity. The transcript is spliced from 10 exons. NCBI's taxonomy places the organism in Eukaryota, Metazoa, Chordata, Mammalia, Primates, Hominidae. Bases 246 to 1112 code for a protein of 288 amino acids. Gene Ontology annotation, biological process: biosynthetic process.